Molecule: messenger RNA, 1024 nt
Organism: Osmerus eperlanus (European smelt)
Lineage: Eukaryota; Metazoa; Chordata; Actinopteri; Osmeriformes; Osmeridae
Gene: lsm3
Product: LSM3 homolog, U6 small nuclear RNA and mRNA degradation associated
Exons: 4
Coding region: 67-381 (104 amino acids)
Biological process (GO): mRNA splicing, via spliceosome; P-body assembly
Cellular component (GO): P-body; catalytic step 2 spliceosome; U6 snRNP
Molecular function (GO): RNA binding
Source: RefSeq, a predicted model, not a curated record
GGCUACCCGCCCGGAACGCAUGAACAGUGGCAACAUUUUCCCACGCAAUGCAUUCUGGGUCGUCUUAUGAAAAUGGCGGACGAAGUUGAGCAGCAACAGAGCAGCAACACGGUCGAAGAGCCGCUGGACCUGAUCCGUCUGAGUCUGGACGAGAGAAUCUACGUCAAGAUGAGAAACGACAGAGAAUUACGGGGCAGACUCCACGCUUACGACCAGCACUUAAACAUGAUACUCGGAGACGUAGAGGAGACAGUGACCACAGUGGAGAUAGACGAAGAAACGUAUGAGGAGUUGUACAAGUCCACGAAGAGGAACAUCCCCAUGCUGUUUGUCCGAGGAGAUGGUGUUGUCCUGGUAGCUCCUCCCCUCAGGGUUGGCUAGCUCCUCCCUCGGCUGCAGGCUUAGGACUCCCUGUACUACAACCAUCUCUUUCACUCUCACUGAGGAACAACACAAGUUCAGCCCUGUUUCAAUUCUCUAAAGAUCCAGCCUUCCUCACUUCCUUAUGCUAAUGUCUGAUGGAACACAAUACGAUGGGCGUAAGCAUGGUGUCUCGCUACACCGCUUAUACCCAUCUGUUACACAUAUGGUCAGUGAUUUCUGUGAGGAUGGGAGGUUGCAUGUCUAGAGAAUCCAAACAGGGACUUGGUCUUUUGAUAGUGUUUUUGUUGCAACUCUGACACAUAUAAUCUUCUUUCCUCAUAUAAUUUGGUAUGUUUUAAGUUGAAGCAGGAUAUGAUUUGACCUCUUCUUAUAGUGAACCACCCAGAAGACUGUUUAAAGCCCAGAGGUCAUGACCCCUGCUCGUCCUGUCAUGACCAUACUUCCUGUUUUGAUUUGAACUAAACAACGGGGGGAUCACUGUCCCCAGCUCUUGUGUUAGGAGCCUCUGGGUCAUCUCUGGGUGGGGGCUAAUUUUAUAUUUUUGUAAAGGUUGUGGAAGCAACGGCAUGGCAGCCCUUUUUUUGGUUGGUUGGUUGUGACACUAUUGAAUAAUAAAAAACAAAGACGUUUGUAAAGACUA